Molecule: messenger RNA, 803 nt
Organism: Fusarium redolens
Lineage: Eukaryota; Fungi; Ascomycota; Sordariomycetes; Hypocreales; Nectriaceae
Exons: 1
Coding region: 323-592 (89 amino acids)
Source: RefSeq, a predicted model, not a curated record
CGAAAUCAUAAACAGACAAAAAACGCAGGUGGUGUGUAGUGGUUAUGUGGAUUUCAUAGAGACAAAAAGCUAGGUAAGCUCAUAAUGAGAAUAUUCCUUGCGUACUGAACCUCACCGUACCUAUUCGAGUCCAUUAUCAAAGCACGGGCACUUACAUCACUAGGUACCUUUGUGGCCAAAACUCCGUCUUCAGACUUCAACGCCCAGUCUCUUAGGAUCAUGCACUUCGUCCUCCAUACCAAUAACCCCAGGUUCACUAUGUGGUCCAAACUCAAGUACUCCUCCACGUCAUUCACAUUCAUCAUUUCACUCCUAGGGAGUUAUGAAUUGUCGUAUGAGUAUAGUCCCAUCUCCUGCUCUUUCUGGUCAUUUCUAUCAACAUACGAUUAAACUUUCAGCUCCCAGUCAAGCCAUCCCGACUCCCCGGGGCCGGAAGACCCACUACUGCCGUACCUCCCGGACCGGACGUCCAUCUCCAAUCAACCCUCAACUACUUCAUCUCGAUAUCCCACCAUUCAAAGGCUCGAGGGUGAAUGUAUUCAACCCUAGUAGUAUACUUGCGGACGGCGCUUCCGCGGACGAAUGGAGAUAGCUUAAAGAAACCGAUCCCUACAUACCAAGAACUCCUAAUUAACCUUGCCAAACACCAAAACAGAUAUCCAACUCCGUCUACACGGUCUUGAGCACCGGAAUGACAAUACGGUUUCACGGCUUUAUACUCCGUGCUUUGUCCGUCACUAUCAGUACUUAAGAAUCUAUGCCACUGACACCUGCUUAACUUAUCAACCCCAAAACCUUAUCAU